Eptesicus fuscus (big brown bat) is the source of this 1523-nucleotide messenger RNA. RefSeq names its product G-patch domain and ankyrin repeats 1 (gene GPANK1). NCBI's taxonomy places the organism in Eukaryota, Metazoa, Chordata, Mammalia, Chiroptera, Vespertilionidae. The transcript is spliced from 3 exons. The record is from RefSeq and is a predicted model, not a curated record. Gene Ontology annotation, molecular function: nucleic acid binding; protein binding. The coding region runs from base 313 to 1368 and encodes 351 amino acids.
CAGUACCACUCCUGGGCCGGGGAGUAUGGGAAACAAAGUUGUGUGAUCCCGGGAUCCGGGGCGAGAGGCGGUGGGGUAAGGGACGACGCUGGCUGGGUGGCUCCCCGCCGCCCGCUCACACAGCGAGCCUCCGGCCCCCGCGCGCCCUGCCUCGGGGACUGACCUCCCCCCAGCCAACCCUUUGCCUGCGCCAGGCGCGCUCUGGGGACCCCCGACGGGGCCCAUAGUUUGCUGAGGGACCUGGGUCUCUGGAGUGGCUUGCUGGUCUCGUCUUCCCCUUGCCUAGUCUCAUUUUUGAAGCUCUCCCAAGCCAUGUCCAGACCCUCCCUCAUCACCUUCACCCCAGCCACUGACUCCAGUGACUUCUGGAAAGAUGGGCAGCAGCAGUCACAGGCUGAAGAGCUGGAGCCUACCUUGGAUGGGGCUGCGGCCCGGGCUUUCUAUGAGGCCUUGAUUGGAGAUGAGAGCAGCACCCCUGAACCUCAGAGAUCACAACCUGAACCUGCCAGUGAGAGAAAGAGGAAGAAGAGAAGAAUGAUGCGAGAGGCUGCAACAGAAGCAUCAGGAGGACAUGGUCAGAGGAGAUCCCUUGAGGCUGAGGACAAGAUGACUCAUCGGAUACUGAGGGCAGCCCAGGAGGGGGACUUGGCAGAACUAAGAAGGCUGUUGGAUCCCCAGGAGGCAGGGGGAGCUGGGGGGAAUAUCAAUGCUCGGGAUGCCUUCUGGUGGACCCCCCUGAUGUGUGCUGCCCGAGCAGGCCAGGGGGCUGCUGUGCGCUAUCUCCUGGGCCGGGGUGCUGCCUGGGUUGGAGUUUGCGAGCUGGGUGGCAGGGAUGCUGCUCAGCUGGCUGAAGAAGCAGGCUUUCCUGAGGUGGCCCGCAUGGUCAGAGAGAGUCAUGGAGAGACGAGGAGUGCGGGGAGCAGGUCCCAAUCCCCGUCCACCCAGUACUGUGAGACCUGUGAUGCCUACUUCCAAGACUCUAACCACUGCACAUCUACUGCUCACCUGCUGUCACUGUCCCGCGGUCUCCGGAACCCCAGUCUGCACUUUGGGAUGCCUACCUCCAGCCCAGGCUUCAAGCUGCUGCUGAGGGCAGGCUGGGAGCCUGGAAUGGGUCUGGGACCCUGGGGCAAGGGCCGUGUCAACCCCAUCCCCACUGUUCUCAAGAGAGAUCAGGAAGGGUUAGGGUACAGAUCAUCAUCCCAACCCAGAGUCACACACUUCCUGGCUCAGGAUACCCGGGCAGUGGCUGGGAGGGAGAGAGCUCCUCAGGCAGCCACACUGAGCAGAAGGGAGGAGAGAAGGCAGAAGGACAAGGACAAGGCCUGGGAGCGGGAUCUGAGGAUAUACAUGAACCUUGAGUUCUGACCUUGGCCAAGUCUGACACUGGACUUCAGCCUGAACUUGUGCGUCUGACCGGGCACUUUGAGUUACACUUCCUGGUGUCUGCUCAAGUCCCAGACACUCAGAUUUUUUACCUUUGAGAGAGGGGCUGAGAGUUGAGAAAUAAACCAAUCAUCUCA